Funneliformis mosseae is the source of this 255-nucleotide messenger RNA. Lineage: Eukaryota; Fungi; Glomeromycota; Glomeromycetes; Glomerales; Glomeraceae. The record is from the annotation of a GenBank genome assembly.
AUGACUAUUCCGUUCUUCUCAUUUCAUACAAGCCCCCUUCCAAGUAAACUAGAUAUCACGCAAGAUGGCGACGAAAUCCAUGAUGACGACCCGAAUGAUAAUUCGGAUGAUGACUCAAAUGAUGAAGCUUCAUCCAACGAAUCCGAAUGUUUAGAAAAAAAUAGCCUUCAAACUAAAUAUUGCAAGAACCUAACGGAAUAUAAUCUUAGGUUAUAUAGUUUGUUAGAUUUAUAUGAAGAUAAAAGAAUGGCUUCG